AUGAUUCGCGCCGCCUCCACAAGUUGGCAGCACUAUGUAGCUCGCUUACUUGCGGCCACCAUUGCUUUGGUUGAUGCCUUGACGAUUUUUUGGCCGAAAAAAAUCGUAUAUUCGACGGACUUGUACAGACUUCGAAAGAAAGAAUUGGAUAAAGCUCUCAAUCAACAAUUGAUCAGAGACAACGAGCUUCAAAAUUGGUAUUAUUUAUCCUGCAUUGGACAGAAUUACAGGAACAUUUCAAACACUAAUGAACAUUUGCUGAGACAGUCAACAUCGUUUCAGCAUGGUGUGACUUUGUUCGAACCUGAUGCUGCCUUCAGCAAUGGGUUUUCGAUACAAGGAAAUGCGCCUUAUGGGGCGCUGCCAACAAACUUCUACUGGAACAAUAAUCAAGAAUUAUUGCUAACACAUAAGGACUUACUGAAACCCGAUACAAACAACACAGUAAAUCCAAUUUUAAGCAUUAUCGACAAUUCCUGUGGUAUCGACGGCUUUACAGAACCAGCUUACAAUUAUCGAACAAGAUCUGACUUAGUCUCUAAACAAGCAAUUUUUUCUUCUAUCACGCCAUUAAUAAAUUAUAAUUCAAAAUACAAUCUGGAGGAGAACGGUGAUAAUUCGACCGCCACGUCUUCGACAAAAGAUCAAAACAAAAGAUCAUUUCUCUCACCACAAGAAAUCUCUAGUUAUAAUUCACGGCCUUUAAUUAAUUCUCAUCAAACAAUUUCAAAAAAUUCAUCUCUAUCAAACACAUUUUUCAAGAAAAAUACUGAAAUACCAAAAUAUCAGAAAUUAACAAUUGACGAGCCUUCUUGUUCAAAUCAAAACGAAAUUAAUGAGAGAUUGGCUUUAAACUUACUCAAAGGCACUAUAGAUUUUAAUUGUGACAUUGAUAAAAUAUUGAAAUUAGAUACAAAAACGUUAAACGAAUUAUUUAGUGAUAAUACGGAAAGAAGAAUUUUUGAGACAUUCGAAAUGUCGGGACAAUAUCCUGGUCAUAGUCGGCCACCAGUUGGCACACCACCUCCGCAAACUGUCUGGAAUCAUCUCACCAUGACACAAGGACAAGGGUUGAAUAUACAUCCAACGGCGUUAUCUGGUGCGUCGUUAAAUCCAGCGGGAUUUUACACACAUCCAUCAAUGGCACGAGCGUCUCAUUUAACACCUCAACUUACACCUCAGUUGGCGCAUACUCAGGCUCCUCCUACGUGGCACACGCCAACAGUACCUGCAAAAACAAUGACACCGUCAAACACAGCCGGCAAUCCUUUAUUCAGCCUUCAAAUGUUAGUUGAUAAUCGACAAAAUCAAAAUCAGUACAGAAACGCCCCAGGCGUUCAAAGCAGUCUCGAUCUAUCGGCAACGUCUGAAAUGGCAGAAAACUACUCACGAAUACCUCAAGAUAUUCCCAUUAGUUUAACUGCUCGCAAUAUAGAUAAGGGCAGUCGAAAUGGAAAUAUAAUUUCUCCGCCAAUACCUCUGAACGGUGACACAUCAUGCGACAGUGGCAUUAGUUCCUCAGUUCCCACACCUAAUUCACUCAGUGAGCCAGUAUCACUUUCCACCAAGGAAAUAAUUACACCUAAAAUAACAGUCAAAAAUUUCGAAAGUAAUCUUAAGGGCGUCUCGAAUCUUCACGAUAAAAUAAAGGAGAGCAGUAUUGACAGUUUUGUGCAAAAAGUUAUCAAUCUACCUCCAAAUGUGACAAUUGAAAGAGUCACGUCAGACAAGAAGGACACAGAAGUGACAAAAUGUAAAGACACAUUAAGCGUUAUUGCGCAAGUGCCAAGAAACGUUAUGCCAGUUAUUGUCAAUCUAACAUCAAAGGACAAGGAUAUGAUUGACAGUCCCCAUCGUGAACCAUCGUUGGAGACUGAGAGAAAAAUUGAAGACAUGAGUGUUCGAUCGCCAAAAACAUCAUUGAAACGUUGUGGAAAGAAAGGUGUCGAUUCACUUUUGGAAAAAUUAGAAAGUGGUAAUAAAAAACUCGGUACAGAAAAUAUUAUUGGCUCUGUUAUUGUCACUCCAUUGGAGGAGAAAGAUUCCGCCAGUGUUAAAAGCAUGUCACCAGAACGGCAUAUAUCAAGGUCACCCAAUCGAGACGAGGAUGUCAUUUCUCCGUUCAGUAAUGAGGACUCAAAUGACAAUACCAAGCAGCGAAGAAAACGAAAAUUAGAAAAGCCAGUGAGACUUAGUAAGGAUUCAAAAACAGAAGUCGAAGAUAUGGAAUUGGAACCAACAGAACCGACGGAAUCCAGGAGUUGUGAGAUGGAGAUUAAUUUACCCAUGGACCAUACUCAAAAUCCCCUGUUGAUCAAUGAACGAAUCAACAGAACAGAACAAAAAAUUGAAGAAAAAACUAAAGAUGUGAGUCAGAGUAAUCCAAUAAUUGAGAAGGUCGAUAAGAAAUUAGAACAAAGAGCAGAAGAGAAAUUAGUUGAACGAAUGGAUGUAGAUUUAGCAGAGAGUGUUGAUGAGAAGAAUGAGGAGAAUCAACCAGUCAGAAGGCGGAGAUGUAGUGAGGGACCAACGUUAAGUCCAGUCGUCAAUCAACGAGUAAGAAGAAAAUCAAGUGACGACGCAGAAUUUUCCAAAGUCACAAGUCCAAAAGUAGGUAAUGCGAAUCCCUUCAAUGAAGUUGAAUCUGAAUUGGAGAAAAUGUUUGCGGGAAUUGUUGAGACGAGUGAGAAACAGGAACCGAAACUUGAGGACGAAGAGAAGUCGGAUGAUUUGCUAAAAACGGAAAAUUCGGAUAAUAUUGUGUCGACAAGUGACAUGCAGAAUACUAGUUUGGCUGAUGUGUCGUCAUCGGUGGAGACAAAGUCAACACCCACGAAGGCCAAGAGGCGUAGAGUUCGAGGAGGCAAGAGAAAAGCUGUCAAAUCCGAUAGUCAGGGUGGUGAGUCGAGAGACGGUAGGAGAGGCAAGGCGACGAAGGGGAAUAAGAAACAAGACAGUUCCAAGAAGAAUGUGAAAAAGACGACGAAAGUUGAAGGUUUGAGGGAAGUGACCUACGAUUCUGGAUCUAAUGCGAGUUCAAUUAGAUCCCGUGGACCUGUUGUUCAUGUCGAGGGACCUCGGGACAGUCCUUUAAGUAUUCAAGUUGUUAACGUUCCUCGUGAAGAGGAGGAGGAGAAGAGUAAAGAGAAACGGAAAAAUGUCGGAAAUGGAAAUGCAGGUCGAAGUAAGAGGCUCAGUCAUCAAAAUGAUCUUGAUUACCGGGGGAAGGUUAACAAAGCCGGUCUUUUUAGUUCAACGUUAUCCUCGAGAUACGACGCACAUACAACAGAUUCAACAUGGGUCUGUGUAUUUUGCAAACAGGGUCCACAUUCAGUUGUUCCUGGAGAUCCUUCAAGGCCACACCCAAAUCUAGCUGGUCCUCACAUAGCACCUGGAUCAUAUAUUGUUCCGGCUGGUGUUUUAAGCGAUCUUUUCGGUCCGUAUUUAAUAGGCAAGGAACGUUUGGAGGACGGAAUUGUAUCAGCAGACGAGCAAGAAAUCAUGACUGAACAGAAGAAGGGUGGAAAAAAUAAACGUAGUUUAAGGCACGCGGGACUGGCCGAUCAGUUCACUGCUAAAAUGAGUAAGAAAAAAAGGAACUCUGUAGAAACUAGUACUAAUACUGUAUUUACGGGCAUGACAUUAAUUCCUGGCGAAGAACAACGUUGGGAAGUUUGGCUACAUGAACAAUGUGCAGUUUGGACAGCUGGUGUUUAUUUAGCAGGCGGAAGAGUGACAGGAUUACAAGAAGCAGUUUGGGAUGCUGCAAAGUCUGUUUGUGAUGCUUGCGGUUUGACUGGAGCAAACAUUGGUUGUGUGAAACGAGGCUGCAAGGCUGUUAUACAUUAUCCUUGCGCCUUAACAAAAAGCUGGCUUCUCGACACUAGUGACUACAUACCCAAAUGUAAUGUUCAUCGAGUAACGUGAAAUUUCGGUGAGUUUCUAAUCAAUUUCUAAUCUGAGGGGAACGGUGAAAAAUCAUACUUGUUGCUGCACAAGGCUUCUAAUGGAUUUUGUUAAUUCAAAAUAACAGAUUAAAAGAAAAACGUAUAAAUACGUUUUUGACUGAAAAAUCGCCUUACAAAAAGAGUAGGGUUUAAACCAGCGACGAAUCCAUUUGCAAAAAAUAUUGUAAUUCGUACUUCACCAUUUUUUUUUUUUUAAUGUACACAUUGGAAAACAUAGUUUUGUUUGUUUUUGUAAUUAUGCCACAUGAAAUUGUGUAAAAUAUUUCUCAUUGAUCGUGAUCGCGUCGUGUAGAAUUGUAGAAUUGUCAAAAAUUAUGCAAACAAUCGUGUUUGAAUUUCCAAAAUUGGCAGAGGCCUCAUUGUAAGAUAAAAAAGAGGGGGGGAAGAAAAAUCUUCAAUUUUUAUAUUGAAGAGAAUUUGUAUACACUUUUGAGAAUGGUUUCUGAGAUCUGUUUUUGUUUAAUCAACAAAUGUUACAAAUACACUAGUUUUGUCUUUAUUAGACAUUAUAAAAGGCCAAAAGUUUAUAACAGUUUUUUAGUCUUGAGUGAGAUUGAAUUUUUUAAAAUGUUUUACAUGACAAUUUAAAUAUUGAGACAAGACUUUCUUAUCUGCUUGCUUUGAAAGGAUUAAUUUUUGUCACUUUGUGGCCUUGAGAAGUGGCCUUUCGAGAAAUUGAUACUUGAUUGAAAAUAUAAACCAAUUUGGAAUUCUAAAAAUUCUGUUUAAUUCGUUAAUUUUUAAAUUUAGAAAUAAACUAAAUUCCAAAGGAACAGUGUAUGGAAUAUAAAACGAUCUCAGAAAUUUUAAUACAAAAUUUUCGAGCAUGUAAUAUUUAUUUUGUAAAUACGAUCAGUUAUUGGAAACAAAAUAUACUCAAGUUAGCUUGAGAUACUUUAUAGAUUUUUUUUUUUUAAAUUAUGUCUAGAAACAAAUUUUUUAGAUUACAAGUGAAAGGAAAAUUUACAUUUCACUAGAUUUGCGAUUUUUUUUUGUGUACCUUAAAUAAGGUAAUGAUUUUUUAUAUACAUUUUAAAAGUGUUUUGUCUAAAAAUGAAUUUUUGUCCAAAAGAAAAAUACAGAUUUUUUUUUGAAAUGAUUAAUUUUUUCAGAAUAUACAAUUGAUUCUUCAAGUAGUUUACCAAUUCUUUUUUUUAUUUUAUAGCCUUUUAAAGACCAGUGAAUCACAUAAAUAGAUUAGUUUAUUGUUGGUUUAAUCAUUCAUAUCAUUAUUGGUAGAUUUUGUGAGUGUGUAAAAGAUGAUUUUUUUUGUUGCAAACGAAAUUGUAUGCAAUUGCCUAGGACAUAGCUAAGAAUGGAAAAAUUGUAAAAAACAAACAUAAAAUCAUAAUGUACAUAUUGAGUAGACAGAAAAAUAUAUAUAAAUAUAUAAGUAUAUAUGGAAGGUAUAUGUUACAGUUUUUUCCAAGAGCACAGAGUAAGAUGAUUUCUGUUUUUUUUUUUUUUUUUUUUUUUUGAACUUUUGAAGUGAAACGCUAUCACCUUUGAUUUCUUCUUAUUAUAUAACUUAUUCUUUUAUUUCUAUUUAAAACAAACAAACAAACACUUAUACGUAGAAAUCGAGGUAGUGCUUUUGGGAAAUAUUCUUCUUCAGAAAUAAAGGCGUCCGAAAAUUACGCUUGAGGGGUUAAAUUUUAGAUUUUAAGAAUCGCGAGUAUGGAAUAUUAAAGUAUGAUGAACUUUUUUGUACAUAUGAUACGUACAUAGUAACAAAUUUAUGUAUAAAAGAUAACGAGGAAGCGUAAAUUUAGAUGCAUAAUAUCAGUUUUAAUUGUAGAGAAGAGAAAACAAAAGGUGGAUUAAAAAGAUUUUCUAUUUGCGAAAUAUGAUUAUAAAUCAUGAAUUCUUAUUUAAUUUUCCUAAUUAACAGAACAAACAGCAGCCAAAAAAAAAAAAUUACUGUCUACGGUCAUGUGUGAAAGGGAAUAAAAUUCUAUUUUAAAAAAACAACUCUAAUGUUAAUAAUUGUGAUAAAAAAAAGGAAAAUAAAAAUUAUCUGUUCAAAAAGUGGCAUGUCUGUAAAAUUCCUCGUUCUGUUAACUCUGCAUUCGAAAAACAUAUUUAUUCUAUCAAAUUUUUAGAAAAAUUGACAUUUCCUUCUUCUGAAAUGAACUUUCAAAUACCUAAGGUUGUUUUUCGAAUGCAUUGUAAAAAAAAUAUUUGAAAUGUGUCUUUCCGAAAAUCGAAAUACUUAAAUAUUUGGCUUAUAAAUUGUGCUGUAAUACCCGAAAAUAGGUAUAAUAAAUAAUAAAGCCUAUAAGUUUUCAUUUGUAAAAACAAAAAUGUCAUGGAAAUUUUUUUCUUGUAAAAUAAGCAUCGAAGUGAUGAAAUUGAAAUGAUUAUCUAGCGACGCUGACCAAGACGAUAGAUGAGACGUGAAAUAAAAGAAAAAAAAAUUAAUCCUAUUGUGAAUAAAAUAGUAGACAAUUUUAUUUCCAUUAGUCACACUUGACUUUAGGAAAGGUUUUCUUCUGUCCUUUACACUCUGCAGAUUUAUCGAGUUCUAAGCAUCAUACGCAUUUUCGUGACCUGGUUUAAAUAUUAAUGAUCAGUAAAGAUGUUGCAAGAUGUUGCUUUCUCUCUAUCUGUUUAAUUACAUAUGUGGAAUGAUAGGUCCCUGUGGAUCAUAUCGAGAUUUAUACAAAAAAAACGAUACCAUUACGUAUACAUCUUUGUGUAAAAUAAACAUAAAAAGUAAUAAAACGAUAUAAAUCGAAA
Messenger RNA from Leptopilina heterotoma, 6707 nucleotides. RefSeq lists its product as uncharacterized. Gene Ontology annotation, biological process: regulation of transcription by RNA polymerase II. The coding region runs from base 1 to 3927 and encodes 1308 amino acids. The record is from RefSeq and is a predicted model, not a curated record. NCBI's taxonomy places the organism in Eukaryota, Metazoa, Arthropoda, Insecta, Hymenoptera, Figitidae. The transcript is spliced from 7 exons. Gene Ontology annotation, cellular component: nucleus.